GGGCCGCGCGGCGGCGCUGCGCGUCCCCUUUCCCCUUCUUCGCCGUGUUGCCUGGCGCUGCGCGCGCCGCACGGCUCGUGGCGGCUGUGUCUGUAACCCUUCGCGUCCGCGCGGCCGCUUUCGCACCCGGGCCACUCGGCGUGGCGUUCCGCUGAGACGAGAACUCAUCCGGGCGCGGAGAACGGGGUCAGAAGUCGGUGCGCGAGCCGAGCUCCUCCCGGUGGGGACCCCCCCCCCUUUCCUCCCUACGCGCGGGUCGUGCGGGACCGCAAGCAGAAACCGAACUCGCGGCUCGCGCUCCGCUGGCGGAGCCUCGAUCGGCUCGGAAAAGCGGCGCGGCAAUGACCGCGCGACGCUCCACGGCCACGCGAUCAGCCCAGGGGAGCUGCAGCUGCAGGUGAACCGCGCGCCGCCGACUCCGGGGUUCGGACCCAAGUCCCACAAGUGCAUCGCCGCCCAGCAACCAGGAGGGGUCCUUGGCUUUCAUCAGAUCUUUAAAGGGGUCCUUGGCCUUGAAAAGUUGCUGAUAUGCGUUGAGGAUGAGUGGCGUGAGUGACAAUACCUCGGACCCUGCGAGGGCGGAGUCCCGCAAGCGCAAAGAGUGUCCGGCCGACCUCCUGGGACCCAGCCCCAAGCGGAGCAACGAGAAGCGCAACCGCGAGCACGAGAACAAGUACAUAGAGGAGCUCGCCGAACUGAUCUUUGCCAACUUCAAUGACAUCGACAACUUCAACGUGAAGCCAGACAAAUGUGCGAUCCUAAAGGAAACCGUGAAACAGAUUCGUCAGAUAAAGGAGCAAGAGAAAGCUGCUGCUGCCAAUGAGGAGGAGGUGCAGAAGGCUGACGUCUCCUCGACGGGCCAAAGCGUCAUCGACAAAGAUGCCCUUGGACCAAUGAUGCUCGAGGCCCUGGAUGGCUUCUUCUUUGUCGUGAACAUGGAGGGCAACAUUGUGUUCGUGUCGGAGAACGUGAGCCAGUACCUGCGCUACAACCAGGAGGAGCUGAUGAACACCAGCGUGUACAGCAUCCUGCAUGUGGGAGACCACGCCGAGUUUAUCAAGAACCUCCUGCCCAAGUCUCUGGUAAAUGGGGUUCCCUGGUCCAGCGAGAACCCACGGAGGAACAGUCACACCUUCAACUGCCGCAUGCUGGUGAACCCACGCUGCGAGGCCGAGGAGGAGGUCCGCGAUACCGAGGUCCAGCAGAAGUACGAGUCCAUGCAGUGCUUUGCUGUGUCUGAGCCAAAGUCUAUCCGGGAAGAAGGUGAAGAUUUCCAGUCGUGUCUGAUCUGUGUAGCGAGACGGGUUCCAAUGAAAGAGAGGCCCAUGGCCCCGAUCCAAGAGAGCUUCACCACUCGGCAGGACCUCCAAGGGAAGAUAACCUCACUGGAUACCAGCAUUUUGCGGGCCUCCAUGAAGCCAGGCUGGGAGGACCUGGUACGGAGGUGCAUCCAGAGGUUCCACCUCCAGAAUGAUGGCGAGAUGUCUUUUGCAAAGCGACAUCAGCAAGAAGUUUUGAGACAGGGCCAAGCCUUCAGCCCCGUGUACCGCUUCUCCUUGUCCGACGGCACCAUCGUCUCGGCCUACACUAAGAGCAAGCUGGUGCGGUCGCCAGCCACGAAUGAGCCACAACUCUACAUGUCCUUACACGUCCUGCAGAGGGAACCAUCAGUGUGCAGCAUGAACCCCGACGUUGGCUGCCAGGGCAUGGGGAAGCCUAUCGGUUCAACCUCAUCCAUGACCCCUCCUAGUCAGGGCAGCACCCCCUCAGGAGUCCAAGGGCCAGACACGGCUGUCAGUGGCAGCAACCCUGCUUUCGCCACUGGAACAGGACCGAAGGAGCCGACUGGCACAGGGCCACUACAGAGCUAUCGGUUUGGGUGUCAGGGGCCCGGCAGCCACGGGAGCCAUGGCAACCUUGGGAAUCAUGCCGCUCAGGGCAGUAACUAUUCACUCAAGAUGAACAGCCCCUCCCAGAGCAGCCCAGGCCUGGCCCCUGGACAGCAGACCUCCAUGCUGUCACCCCGCCACCGCCUCAGUCCGGGUGUUACGAGCAGCCCUCGCAUGCCCCCCGGCCAGUUCUCUCCUGUGGGCAGCUUGCACUCACCAUCAGCAGUGUGCACGGGACCUGGGAACAGCCACAGCUACACCAGCAGCUCCCUGAAUGCACUGCAGGCCCUCAGCGAGGGUCAUGGCGUCACCCUAAGCCAGGCUCUGGGUUCCCCAGAUGGCAAGGUAUCAUCCCCUAGCCCCCACACGUUGCCCAGGGUGAGCUCUACCGAGUUCAAGGAGGCCUUUGGUGUAUUUGGUGACCAGGGUCAGAGUGAGCCGGCACAACAGGAAGGUGGUCCCGAACCCAAGGAGGAAAAGGAGAACGGCCUGAGCCAGUUCAGCGGCGACUGCAGUGAUGCCCAGGGCCGUCUCCACGACAACAAGGGUCACACCAAGCUACUUCAGCUGCUCACCACUAACAAACCAGAGUCCUUGGAGCCAUCCUCGCCUGUGGGCACGCCUGGGGUGGAUGUUGGCUGCAAGGACCCAUCCCUGGGGUCAGGAGUGGGCGGGGCUGGUAGUGGACAGGCCACUGGGGCCCAUGCCUCUUCCCUCAAGGAGAAGCAUAAGAUUCUGCACAGACUGCUGCAGAAUAGCACAUCCCCUGUAGACCUGGCCAAGCUUACGGCAGAGGCCACCGGGAAGGACGUGUGCCAGGAUGGGCCACCCGGCGUGGGAGAGCUUGUCCCCAAGCAAGAGCCCGUGAGCCCCAAGAAGAAGGACAAUGCAUUGCUGCGCUACCUGCUGGACAAGGACGACAGCCAAGAGAAGACCAUCAAGAUGGAGCCUGGAGAUGGCAAGAUGGACGCCGCCAAGCUGCCCAUGGUGAAGACAGAGAAGCAGGACUGCGGGUACGAGCAGUCAGUGCAGUCUAGUGAACUGGAUGACAUUCUGGAUGACCUGCAGAACCAGCACCCGCUGUUCCCAGAUGCCCGCCCCGUGUCCCUGCCAGCCGCCAUGGACAAACAGUCCAUCAUCAACGACAUCCUGCAGAUCACAGGGGAAGGCGGGGCUGGGGGCGGGCCUAGUCCAGAGGCCAUGGCGCAGCAGAAGGCCUUCUCCAGCAUGCCUCAGGGCGCAUUUAGCGGCUCCAGACCGGGGCAGCCGGGCAGGGGUCCCCCAGUCCGCAGUAUAUCCCUGGACAUGAACGUGACCCCCCAGGGCUCGGCCAGCCCCUUCCCCCCCAUGAGGAACAAUGCUCCCUAUCAAGUCAUGCAGCAGGGCAUGAUGGGAAACCAAGGCAUGAUGGCCAACCAGGCCAACCUGGUGAAUACCGGGAUGCUGGGAGCAAACCCACCGAGAGCGGGCAUGGCACCUGAGGCCUGGGGUCCGCAGGGGGCCGCCGUCAGUAACGCCAUUGGCCAGCAGCUGCAGCAGGGCGUGGGGCCCGGCCGCAUGGCCCCCGGCACCGCUGCGGGAGUCCCGAUGCGACCCAGCAGUCAGCCGGCACCCAGACAGAUGCUCCAGCCCCAGAUGAUGACUGGCGCACAACCGGACCUGGACCUGGGCAUGUCGGGAACGCAGUUCUCCCAGCAGCAAGCGCCUCCGAACCAGACGGCCCCUUGGCCCGACAGCAUGCUGCCCAUCGAUCAGGGCCCCUUCGGCUCCCAGAACAGACCUGCGUACUGCAGCCCCCAGGAAGAGGCUCUGUGCCCCACAGGAGCAGGCGACGGAUCUGCCGACGAGGGAGCCUUGCUGAACCAGCUCUAUACGGUACUGAAGGACUUUGACGGCCUGGAAGAAAUUGACCGUGCCCUGGGCAUCCCCGCCCUGGUCAACCAGGGCCAGGCUAUGGAGCCGGACCCCUUCCCCAGCCAGGAACCCGGGCUGAUGCUGGAGCAGAAGCCUGCUAUGUACGGGCAGCAGUACCCACCACCGGGGCACCUGGCCCAGGGCAGCUACGCACCCAUGCAGGAGGCCAACUUCCAUGCCAUGGCGGGUCAGAUGGGCCAGAGGCCUGGAUACCCCUUGCUGCGCAUGACGUCGCGCCCGGGUCUGAGGCCCGCUGCCGUGGUGCCCAACCAGCCCAACACGCUGAGGCUGCAGCUGCAGCAUCGACUGCAGGCACAACAGAACCGUCAGCCUAUGAUGAAUCAGAUCGGCGGCGUCUCUAAUCUGACCCUACCUCUACGGUCCAGUGUACCGACCCAGGGAACCAUCAAUGCCCAGAUGCUGGCGCAGCGGCAGCGUGAGAACCUGAACAACCUGCUGCGGCAGAGGCAGUUGGAGCAGCAGCAGCAGCGGCAGCAACAGCAACAGCAGCAGCAGCAGCAGCAGCGGAACAUGCUCAUGCGGGCGCAGGGCCUCAACCUCCCGCCCAACAUGGCGGCGGCGGCGGCGGCUGCAGCGGCAGCCAUGCCGGGCACUAUGGGCUCCUCGCGGAUCCCCCAAGCCAGUCCUCAGCAGUUUCCCUUCCCGCCGAGCUACGGUACCGGCCUGGCAUCGCCGCCGCCCUCCACCAGCCCCUUCUCCCCCGUGUCCCCCAGCCUCCCCGCGCCUCAGCUCCUCUCCCACGGCUCCUUGCAUGGCUCCCCGAUGAGUCUGGCUAACCAGGGAAUGAUGGGAAACGUGGGAGGACAGUUCGGGGCUGUAGUGAGCCCCCACAUGCAGCACAGUACCUUCCAGUUUCCCAGCUCAGGAAUCACGCAGCAGCCUGACACGGGCUUCUCAGGAGCCACAACCCCCCAGAGCCCCAUGAUGUCCCCCAGGAUGGGCCACGCCCAGAGUCCCAUGAUGCAGCAGCCUCAGGCCAACGCCCCCUUCCAGCCCUCGUCGGACAUGAACGGCUGGCCACAGGGGAACGUGAGCGGGAACAGCAUGUUCACCCAGCAGUCCUCGCCGCAGUUUACGCAGCCAUCCAGCUCCGGCAUUUACAGCAACGGCAGCACCAUGAACAUCAGCGUGUCCAUGGCCGCCAGCUCCAGUGGCCUGAGCAGCAUGAACCAGAUGCCCGGGCAGAUGAGCGCGGCCCCCAUGACCUCGGUGCCUACGUCGGGCCUGUCCUCAAUGGGCCCCGAGCAGAAGUAUUGUUGACCUCGGCCAUCCAGAGGAACGUUGACCCCCGCCGCUCCCGCAGCCACACCUUGCUCACAGUUCGUGGCCAAUCAGGAUGCAGCAAAAAGCCCAACCAGUCACCUUGCAGUCGGAGCGACGGCGGCCGUUUCGCCAGAUCCGUGAAGGCCCCCGCUCCCCUUUCCGUGGGAGACCCCCCCCCCGGCCCCUCGCUCGCUCCUGCUGCCCCCCCCCAUGCUCAUACGCUCGGAGCCAGUCGGUCUUGUUCAACUGCAUUCACCUUAGUGUGACUUAGGCUUCCCCCAAAGGACAGACUGCUAGCGGCUUUGGGGUCCGUGUCAGAUGAAUGUAUUCCUCCUUGAGGACGUGACCACGCGCUUCGGUUUCAUCUCCACUCACCUGUCUGCUUCUGUCCCGCUCCGUGGCAGACGGGGCACGGAGUCCCUCAUCACAUCUCACUUCUCGAUUGUCCUAUAAAUCUGACCAUUUUUGCUUUUCUUCUUAUGUCGUUUUUUUUUUUCUUUUCUUUUCUUGUGUGAGAAGAAGAUAUUUAGAAUUAAACUUAAUGAUUUCUAAAUUAAUCUUGUGAAAAAGUAACAGACAAAUGGUUUGAAGAGCUUACAUGACACUGUACAAUUGUGGAAAUGGUUUGUAUUAUAAAACUAAUCUAGUUUAAAGAGGUUUAUAGUGUAUUAAAUUAAGUUUUAUUCCUAUGUAUAGUUUUUUGUUUUUUUUUCCUUUUUUUUUUUCCUUUUUAAAAUAGUGUAGACUAUUUGAAACUGUCAGCCAGAAAGGUGACACUGGUGGCCUAAAAGGGCACAUUGUGUUUAAAUCCCACCAUGGUUUCUUAAAAGUGUGUCAAUGGGUUUUUUUUUUUUAAUUUCGUUGUUAAAAAAUGUAAUUGAAAAUUAUUUCUUGUGGUUAGGCAAAGGAGAAUAUGAAUAAGUUGUACAUACCAAUUACAAUGUCCUGGUUUUUAUUUAAUUUUAUUAUUAUUAUUAAUUUUUUUUUUAAU
This is a messenger RNA of Scleropages formosus (Asian bonytongue), 6078 nucleotides long. RefSeq names its product nuclear receptor coactivator 2 (gene ncoa2). Gene Ontology annotation, molecular function: protein dimerization activity; nuclear receptor binding. Gene Ontology annotation, biological process: cellular response to hormone stimulus; positive regulation of transcription by RNA polymerase II. Lineage: Eukaryota; Metazoa; Chordata; Actinopteri; Osteoglossiformes; Osteoglossidae. Bases 540 to 5084 code for a protein of 1514 amino acids. The record is from RefSeq and is a predicted model, not a curated record. Gene Ontology annotation, cellular component: nucleus. The transcript is spliced from 22 exons.